Messenger RNA from Nasonia vitripennis (jewel wasp), 3182 nucleotides. Its product is annotated as mucin-5AC. Gene Ontology annotation, cellular component: membrane. NCBI's taxonomy places the organism in Eukaryota, Metazoa, Arthropoda, Insecta, Hymenoptera, Pteromalidae. The record is from RefSeq and is a predicted model, not a curated record. Bases 750 to 2660 code for a protein of 636 amino acids. The transcript is spliced from 7 exons.
AGAAAUUCUCUUUGAAGCUUGCAUACUUACUAACAACUUCUUCCUCACACCCAGUACUUAGUUUCUACUGCGACUUUUUUCUACUGAAAAAUCAUCAGCCACGCUUAUAAUAUCCUACUCCAGUGGAUACACGCUAGGCUAAUCAGCCUAACCUCAAACAAAGCCGUCGUCCGCUGCACAUCACACCCAACAAAAUUUCCAUAUCUCUCCAGCAUAUCAUAUCUAUCCAGCAAAAAACGUAGCUCCCCGCGCGCGGGUUUCAACUUGCGCAAAGGCCUCUCUCAGCUCGUCACUCGACAAUCUACUCUAUAUCCCGGCGCGCUGACGGUCACAGUACUCCCCGCAGUCAUCCUCCAGCAACGGAGCAGUGCAGAGCUCGUCGUCAGGGCAGUUGGAUAAGUAGGGGGGGUAUAAAAGACAUCGCAGGCUUGCGAUAGGCGUAGUGCAGCUGCACUGGAAUUUUUCGCUGCGCCCACCACCACCACCACCACCACCACCACCAAAUAGUCUAUCUAUAACGUCGAAGCGUGCGAGGACCGCGCGCAGGACGACCAUCAUAGAGAGACAGCUGUGCUGUGCAGGCCAGUUGCGAGAGCUGGUGCGAUAUACUCUGCUCACACAACUGUGGUGCUAUAUUAUAGUGUCCUAGUGUGCGUGUACCUGUGGGACGAGGAUAUAGAGGAGCCUGUUUCAUACUUAUGGGACACGAGGAGGAGACAUCCUCGCUACGAUGAGAUAACGAGCGCAGAAUGAGAUACAGGGCUGAGCUUCUCGGCUAUGCGGUCCUCACGCUCACCCUGCAAUUUAACGGCCAAGUCCUAGCUCGUGGUGCCACAUGUAAAGACAUAAAUGGGCUGCUUCACGAGACGGGCUAUCACUAUAUUCCUGGACCGGAACCGUGCACACUCUGCGUCUGUGAUAAUGGCAACCCUACCCUGUGCAAAGCAGUCCUCUGCAAGUACAAAAAUCAAGAAUCUUUGCCCAACAAGGACUGCAAGUCCUUUCGCUUCGGAGAUACCUGCUGUGAGUUAAUCUGUCUGGAUGACGCUAUAUCCUCUACGACAAAUGAUAAGGUAGAUGGAAAUGGCACGAGUGUUGUGGACAGCAGUACAAAUUAUGAUUUGGGAUUACGGCUAGUGGCUAGCUGCAUAACUGCUCUCUUAUCUCUUGGGCUCUUGAUAUUUCUGAUUCAUCGCUUGCGACAAAGAAAGAUUAGAGCUGGAAGACAAAACCAUCAGAUAGCUGAUGACCAACGAUCUCUGGGCAGCAUGGGAUACCUAGAUAGGAACAGUGUUCAGCAUGGCAUGCCAAUGGAUGACUUGCCUUGCAACGGCAACUAUCCUCUCUGGAAGCCACCUGGCAACUAUUUCCCUCGUGGUGAAGCUCCACCACCCUACGAAGAAGCAGUGGCUGCUGCAAGGGCCGAGCAAGCUCUGCUUUCUAUAAGUCCUCAUGCACUCUCUCCCUUGAACUUUCCUAAUACCUACCUUACAACCCACAACGCGCAUGCAAACGUCUCUAUUGUUACGAAUAGUCAAAACGGCUUACCUGUCAGUUCUCCCACUCUCUCGACGCAAAAUAACGCGACGAGUUCAUCUCCAUUGAUUCCCACCAGUAACAGACCUUUGAGCAGUCCAGCGGCACAUAAUUGCUAUCAAUUGAAUCAAGCUGAAUCAGCAGCUGCUGCAGACUUCUGCGCUGGCUCUUGUACGACUAGCUUUGCUGGAAGCUCGAAUAAUACUUAUGAGAAUUUACCCACUCCAGUGAGCAGAUCAGCUUUGUCUAAUAGUGUCUCCAAUAUAACUCCCCAACACACCGUAUCUUCAAGCAAUCAACUCUUGUUGCCAAAUACUCAAAGCGCUCCAGUACAAAAUUAUCAGCAGCACACCACUCUUCCACGUCAAGGCGGAGCCUUCACGAUCUCUGCAACACUUCCAAACUCGAAUGGAGCAACGCAUCGUACAAUACCCAGAACUCUAGUGACUAGUGGCAGUUUGCGACUGAGAAGGGAAUAUCCAGUUCACCAGUCGGUCGCUCCAUUAUUCGAUACGCCGUUAGUUCUUCCCAAAAACACGCCUGGUGAUGGAAAUCCGUCGCCCAGAUCUACCAUUCCGUCAACUGUAAUUCCUUCGAGCGUUCCAUCUACUCUAUCAAGCGGUGAUGCUGCAGUACGCACAAACGCGUUCUAUGAUAGUUCUUGUUCUCGAGAUCCCUCACCCUCUACAUCUGCGAAAUCUUCUGAAACCAAGCCGGCAGAAAUACCUCCAACACUAUGUAACUAUAAGCCUCCACUAGCUACGGCAAACGAAGUCAACGAGGAGGGAAGCUUUGAUUCGGUGACUUGUACGUGCAGCGCACAAGCUCUACCACCACUGCACGAUGAUACAGACGACUAUCGCAGCGAAUGUGAAAACUGUAAAAGUGCUACUGGAUCUAGGUAUUAUUUAGACAAUGAGGACGAACUCGUUACAUCGCCUCACGAAACAAUGACGUUGCAAAGAAGACCAGAAGAUGCUGCCUCCAACGUGACUCCUCAAUAUUAUCGAACUUCCCUUACUCUACCAACUAGUACUCGUCAACGUUCAAGAAGUAGCAGUUCUCGUGGAAAUUGGUUCAGUUCAAUGCCAGAAAGCUCGACAGAGUCAUCAGACGGUGAAUAGUGAAGAGUCAUCAGAGAGCCAACAAGAACAAAUUGACGUGCCAAUCGAACAUUUCCACGUAUUAUAAAUAUGUGUUUCCGUGCAUGCGUGAAUGAUAGUGUGGAUCUGCAUAUUUCAAUACGCACAAGAACGAAUUGUUGUGCGUAAUCAAAUCUGCCAAACAAUUUAAAAAGUUACUGUGACAGAUGUCUAUAAUUGUUGUUAAACGAUUAUUUAUAUAAUCAUUACAAACAACCUGUAUUCUUUAUAGUUUGAGAAUAUGCUGCUAACGCGAUAUAACUAGGAUAACACAAAACUAAUUUUCAUAGUAGUUAGUGUUGUCUAACAAAAAAAACAGUAAGGGAACAUUUCUAUACCUGAUUUAUAGCUGUCAAUUACCAAAGCUUGUAAAUAUUUUUAUUUAUCGACUAUAAUUAAUUGAGCAUUCCUAACGAUGUAUACUAACUGACAUUCACAUAAUGCGAGCAAAGAUUAUUAUUGGUUAGUACCACUUCAACUAAAAAAACUUCUAUUGAAAUCGUU